Molecule: messenger RNA, 834 nt
Organism: Mustela erminea (ermine)
Lineage: Eukaryota; Metazoa; Chordata; Mammalia; Carnivora; Mustelidae
Product: beta-lactoglobulin-2-like
Exons: 7
Coding region: 105-650 (181 amino acids)
Molecular function (GO): small molecule binding
Source: RefSeq, a predicted model, not a curated record
CCGGGAUGGGACUGGCUUGCAGGCCCCCGGCCCCCAUAUAAGGGCCCGAGCCCGCGGCCUGGCCUUCCUCACUCCCGGGAGCUCAGCGUGUCACAGCCGCAGCCAUGAGGUGUCUCCAGCUCGCCCUGGGCCUGGCCCUUGUGUGUGGCCUCCAGGCCAUCGACAUCCCCCAGACCACGAGGAACCUGGAUAUAAGAAAGGUGGCUGGGAUGUGGCACUCCAUGGCCAUGGCGGCCAGCGACAUCUCCCUCCUGGACUCCGAGACCGCCCCCCUGAGAGUGUACGUCCAGGAACUGAGACCCACCCCCGAGAACAACCUGGAGAUCAUUCUGCGCAAACGGGAAAACAGAACCUGUGUUGAGGAGAACAUCAUGGCCCAGAAGACCGAGGACCCCGCCGUGUUCACCAUCGACGACCAAGGGGAAAGAAGGGUUUCCGUGCUGGACACAGACGACACCCACUACCUGUUCUUCUGCAUGGAGGCGCCCGUGCCCCGCGCUGCGAACGGCAUCAUGUGCCAGUACCUGGCCAGGACCCUGGAGGUCGACAACGAGGUCAUGGAGAAAUUCGACAGAGCCCUCCAGACCCUGCCGGUACCCAUGCGGAUCAUCCUGGACCUGAGCCAGGGGAAGGAGCAGUGCCGCGUCUAGGGGAGCUCCUGCCUGACCUGCUCCUGCGGUCCCAGAGAUGACAUCGUCCCCUUCCUGCCCCAUCAGAGGAAUCAGGAGGGACCGAGCCCACCCGGGGCUCCCAGACCUGCUCCUGCUCAGGCCGCGGGGUCCUCGGGGCCCCUGCUCUGAGCCUCCUCCUCCAGCAAUAAAGGGAUGAAGCAGC